Molecule: messenger RNA, 5262 nt
Organism: Coturnix japonica (Japanese quail)
Lineage: Eukaryota; Metazoa; Chordata; Aves; Galliformes; Phasianidae
Gene: LRAT
Product: lecithin retinol acyltransferase
Biological process (GO): retinol metabolic process; vitamin A metabolic process
Cellular component (GO): rough endoplasmic reticulum
Molecular function (GO): phosphatidylcholine-retinol O-acyltransferase activity
Source: RefSeq, a predicted model, not a curated record
UCCCGCAGCCCUGCGGGCGGGAAGCGGCUCGGCUACCGAACCCUGUAGACGGGUCGGCUUUGUUGGCCGGUGAGAGCCGCUCUUUUGUAGGCAUCGUUGCCAGGAGUUAGCCAUUCACAUAAUGGAUUAGCGUGAAACAAAACGCACGGCGAUGCCCCUUUCCUUUCUUCACGUUCUUUCUGAGCCCUUCGGGCCGAGCUGGAUCGUGACGGGGACUGGUUCCCCCGUUCCGGUCCCGGCUGCGGGCGGCAUUCCCCGCUGGAGCGGGGCGGGCGCUCCCCGCACGCAGCCGAUGGGGCGGCCCGUGUGCCCGCCCCGCCCCGGCCGGCCGCCUAGAAAAGCGGGGCCGUUCGGCGGCUCCCCGGUUUCUUCCCGUCCUUGGCCCGGCCGGUCAUGAAGAAGUCGGUGCCGCAGGCGGCCUCGCUGCUGCUGGAGAAGCUGCUGCUUUUUGUCCACGUCCGGGCGCUGCCGGCGGGCACCGAGGGCGGGGAGCCGCCACCGGCCGCCUCCGGCUACUACGACACGAGCUGCUUCAGGCGGGGUGACCUGCUGGAGGUGCCGCGCACCCUGUUUAUCCACUUCGGCAUCUACCUGGGUGAGAACCGUGUCGCCCACCUGAUGCCUGACAUCCUGCCCGCCUUCACUGACGACCGCCGGCAGAUCCAGCGGGUGGUGACCAACAAGCGGCUCAUCCUGGGAGUCAUCACCAAGACGGCCAGCAUCCGCGUGGACACGGUGGAGGACUUUGCCUAUGGCGGCAGCAUCCUGGUCAACCACAUGGACCGGCUGUUCAAGGACCAGGUGCUGGGCAGCGAGGAGGCCGCCCGUCGGGCAGAGAAGCUGGUGGGCGCCACAGCGUACAGCCUGCUCUGGAACAACUGCGAGCACUUCGUCACCUACUGCCGCUACGGAGCUCCGGUCAGCUUCCAGACCGACAAGUUCUGUGAGACUGUCAAGAUGAUCCUUCGUGACCAGAGGAGCGUUCUUGCUUCAGUGCUCGUGGGCUUAGCAUCCAUCAUCUGCCUCGGUCUGGCACCCUCCACCACACUCCCCACGAUCUUCAUUACCUUCAUUCUGUGGAUGGCUGGCUAACAGCCCGCCCGCAACUGUUUGUAUAUAGGAUGUACACUACUGUAUUUAUGAGAGCACAAAUUACUUGCUGGCGCUGUGUAAAGUUACUUAACCUUGUGUGCCACUUUCAAAUGCGACUCUGUCUAGAACACAGUGCACAAGGUAUAGCUUACUGUGUAAGCCAAAUAAUAGAUUUCCUGAAAAUCUCAAUACAUUUUCACACACCUUUAAAAUAAUGAAAGCGUAGGGGUGUGAUGCAGUUCUGCUGCAUGCCUUUAGCCUUAAGUGAUUCUGCUCAUGCCCUUCAUGUUCUUUUAUCUCCUAGCUGCGUGCCUGGGUGCUACAGCUAUUAAUAAAAAUAGAUGAUUGAGUACCACACAGCGAUGGGUAUUCAGAAUUACUUUGUACUUUGGUAGAUAUCAUUAAUGUUCCUGAGUUACUGUCUCUGUUCCUGAAAUGUCCUUUUGCGAAGAUGCAGUCAGGUAAGCUGAGCAUUUUUGAUAGCCGAGAAAAAAGAAAAGGUGGCCCUUGCCUGGGUGCUGUGCUGUAGUAACACAUCUGGCCAGAUUAGCAUUGAGUUCCCUCCUGGGAAAUGGCCACAGGUGUCUCAUUCAUAUCAAUAAACAGCAAAAAAAAAAGCAUGCUCAGCAAUUUUCUGAUCGGGUUGGUGGUACAGAAAGUCUGAGAUCCCUUGGCAUUUUCUUUGCUGCUAAUAGCGGAGGGUAUGGCUAAUGCAAAUGGCUGCAGAGAGCUUCUAGGCAGUACAGGAGGAAAACAGUUUGCUUUCUGACAUGCAGAUGUCAUGGGUUUCUAGACUUGCAGGGCACAUGGCAUGGAGGGGGAGGAAAAUGAAUGCGUAUUUAUUUAGCUCUUUCUUUCCCACAGUAAUUAGAGCUACGUGGGUGUUGUAAGGCAUCAGCAUUCAUUGGUGUGGUUCCUGCAGCCACUGUGAAGGAAGAUGUCUUUCUAUGCUCAUCUCUUGCAAAUAAGUACCCAGUGGCAAACCAGCUAAUAACAUUCCAUCUCCAAUGUUGCAUCCUUUCUGUUGAUCAAGACUGUGUAAAGCUCAAUUGGAAAUCAUGUUAUCUUGCCAAUGAUUUCAGUGCUAGAAGAUACUUUUUCUUUUAUUUUUUGCUUUUUUUCCUCCUCAGCAGUGUCUUAAAGUGUGCAAGGAUAUCAUUCAGCUUCUGGAAUGUCUUGCUCUACACGCACUUAGGUGACAGCACAGUGUGCCUGCCUCCCUUUCUAGUCAAAGGCAAACACAAUGAUGCUCCCUAAUCAUCUUUCCUCUCUGGCUGCUUCACUAUAACUGACAAAGUAUGCAAAGACUAGAGUGAAAUUCCAGUCUCAUAGGAAACAGCAGCACUAUUGCUGUCAUCAACUGAGCGUGGGUUUCAGCAUUCUGCACUUCCAGUCUGCAGCCCAGCUCCAAAGAAGUUGUAUAUUGAUUACUGUCAGGUCCUUGCAAAGUUUCUGUUCUGCUUUCAAAGACUGAGAUGCUCCACGUAACUGUGUUUAGUAAACUUUCCAAGUUAAGGUGUUUUUUUUUAAUAAACGUGAGUUGCUUUUUCAUAGAGUACAUGUCAGUAAUAUUUACAUCAAUUCCAAGGAGCUUUUUGUAUUCGCUGUGCAUAAGGUAAUGAACUGUAGUCACCAGUCACUAUUGUAACUAUAUAAAUAGAAUUUAUUCAUUUGAAAAUGUCUCUUGAUAUGGAGUAUAAUGUUAUAGCAUUUCUCCGAUGUGUCCCAGUAGGUCACUGAAUGGGCCAUUAACAUGCACUUAUAUAGUGUUUGAUUACAAGUGUGCUUUUCUUUCACCCUUUAUUUACAGGGGUUUUAUAAGAAUUCCAGUAAUUCUUAUGAUUCGCUUAUAUAAUGACCCCAUUCGCAGUGGGGUCAUGACCAGUAACCACAUCAUAAGAGGGAUUGUUGGAAGGUGGAGAAACAUCCCUGCUCUAGGUUCUGUACCAAAGGCCCAAUGCUCUGCCUUGUGUUGCACAGGAAGCACCCAGAUUAACCCAUGGCACUGCACUGGGAUUCUGAUAAGCAUCUCAAUGAAAGAAAUGAAACCAGCUUCUUGCAGUUAUCUAAUAUUAGUAUUAGAGAUUUGCCCUUCAAAUUGUCAAGUUUUAAGAAGCUUACGGAAUACUACGAAACAGUGCAGACUGUGGGGCUGUAGCUUUACCUCAGAGAUGAGGAAUAGCAUAGGUGAAGGAAGAGAAAUCCAGCUGUGUGGUGAGGAGGUUUUCCUGCUGAUGGCAAUUGUAAGAGACACAGAGAUUUUGUGGAAGUCAGACACAAGUCAGGUAAGUCAUGCACUAAGGGAAAAGUAGAACUAGCAGGCAUGAAUUCUCACGUUCAGCUCAGCAGGUUGUGGUUACGCACUGAAGUAUUUUGGUAAAUGUCAGUGUCUUCUUUUCUGUAAUGAGUUGAGUAAAAAUAAGCGCUUCCCCAAGAUUAAGCCUUGAGUUUCAGCCUUGAGCUCAGGCACGACGCUGCUGAAAUGAAGGAGCCAGUUGUAAGAGAAAGCGUGGAAAACUGCGGAGCAGUUCAUCUGUUGGGAAAGCUGGUGCGUUUCGAAGAGACAUUGUUCACUGAUGACUGUUAAGUGGUGGUGACAGGGAGCGUAAAUCUAGAGCUGCAGGUCAUUUGAGCGGUGGGGCUGUUCUGGGAAGCUGUGUGGUUAAAUGUGAAUGUGUAAUGGAGGGGUGUAACCACUGCCCUGCGCCGCUGGGAAAUGCACGUAGUGAGGACACCAAGUGAACAGGAGAGAUGUUUCGCUUUGGCCUUUCCAAAGAAAACACAAAUUAAAUGAGCAUUCACGAGGCUCGAGAUGUUUUUACAAAACCUGUGUUUAAAACAGGGGGAAAGGUUCCUAAACGAAGACAUUAGAACACUGAGCUUUCUGUCUGUAUUUAUUUUCGCUUGGAACAUAACCGAUUACUCAUUUUGUGGGUGAGUAGUCAUCUGCUGCUUGAUUUCACCUCUGGGUCCUCCUGUGCUGGAGGAGAAUGCUACAUAUACCACUGAGGCUCUUAAUGAAAGCACAAACAGCAUUGCUUAUUAAAAUCUGAAGGGAUGGGGAACGGAGUUAAAACUGCUGUGUGACUUGAUGUCAUGCAGCCAGGUUUUAGAAAGCAAGCUGCAGCUACAAGAAACACCAGUACUGUCAUCUCUACAAGUGAUAUGGUACAGCAUUACUAGCUGCGUGUCCUCAUAUUAAAUAGUCACGCGCUACUGAAUGAUACAGAACUGUGUUAGACACUCAUUAGUUCGCAUCACCUUUUUCCAUUGAAAUGAAAAAAGUUCUCAGGUGAUUCUCGGAGCCAUUGACUCCUGGCUUUGAAAUAAUAGCUCAGCACGAUCCCUGUAAGCACUUAAUUGUCCUGAAUGGGCUGACUGGUCUGAAAUGAAGAUGCUACAGCAUGCUUGUUUGAGGCCCUUUGCUGUAGUGGAUUGCGCUUUCCUGUAAGCCGUAUGGAAAUCCUUCAGGAUACUGCGCUUAUAGAACAGAACACGUGUUCUACUAUAGGAAUAUAAAUAGUUGAGCGCUGGUUUUUGGAAAAUGUUCUUAAAACUCAGAUUUCUGUCGUAUAUUGUGACAUAGCUUCACUUCUGGUCACAGGAGCAUUAGGGGAUGGUGCUGAGAACACAGGCUGUGGGAAAGCUUAAAUCGUACUUACACCGAUCUGAGUGCAGCAGUUCUCUGUAGCAAAACUGAUUUAUGUUUUGAUUCUGUGUCACAAGACACAGUGCCACGUUUGUGAGGUGCCUCGUAGCUUUAGAUUUCCUUUUCUGUUAUUAAUCAAUUCUUCAUUGAUUAGCCCAGCCAGAGUUUGAAGGUAUAGCUGUCUUUUCCCAUUUGUCACUCAAACCCUUAGGUUCCUUCCUGACUGAGCAGUGCAGGAGUGGAAACAGCAAUAACGUUUUAUAAGGUUUGCCAAAAUGUGAAAGCUACAGCGCUUCUGGAGAGGCGGGGGAGCCUCUUCCUAGCACCUUCUUGGACUGCCUCCAGCAGAUGGCAGAUGCCAUGAGGCAAGAACAAAUGCUGUAGCAUUCUUUUUGUAUUCAGAUACCUGUUGUACCUAACUAUUGCCUUUAGUUUCUUCUUCUAAUUCUCCUAUAGCUUCUAAGCCACAAAUGUCUUUCCUGUGUCUAUAACUGGGAGAAUAAACGUCUUCCUGUCUUCUU